AUGGAUACUGCUUUCAAGACCUGGGAGCUUGACAAUAACGUUCAACUCGUGGAUGCGAACCGGGACGCCCUCUACACCUACGAUCCCGAAGAACAAAAGGCCAUCCAGGAUGCCAAACCAUGGAAAACCGACCCUCAUCACUUCAAAAACGUCCGAAUAUCGGCCGUCGCCCUCCUAAAGAUGGUUAUGCAUGCCCGCUCAGGGGGUUCCAUUGAAGUCAUGGGUUUGAUGCAAGGAAAGAUCGCAGGCGAUACUAUUAUUGUGACGGAUGCAUUUCGCCUACCUGUUGAGGGAACGGAAACUCGAGUCAAUGCGCAGGAGGAAGCAAAUGAAUACAUGGUCGAGUAUCUAGGGCAUUGUAGAGAGCAGGGCAAGUUAGAGAAUGCAGUGGGAUGGUAUCAUAGUCACCCAGGCUAUGGAUGUUGGCUGAGUGGUAUCGAUGUCGGGACGCAAGCUACGCAACAGAUGUUUUCCGACCCCUUCCUUGCCGUGGUCAUUGAUCCAGAUCGCACUAUCACUGCUGGAAAGGUCGAGAUUGGAGCAUUCAGAACUUAUCCUGAGAACUACAAGCCUCCUGAUGCAGGAGCUGGAGAUGGAUAUCAAACGAUUCCGCUUGCGAAGAUUGAAGAUUUCGGUGCACAUAGCAGCAGAUAUUACUCUUUGGAAGUCUCCCAUUUCAAGAGUUCGUUAGAUACACAUCUUUUGGAGUUGUUGUGGAACAAAUAUUGGGUUCAAACUUUGAGUCAAAGUCCUCUAUUCACCAACCGCGAAUACAGCAGCAAACAGAUGCUUGACUUGAGCUCCAAGAUUCGACAAGCUAGUACUAGUAUUAGUCGUGCCGGAAGAGCAUCUGCGGGAUCAUCGACAAGCAAAGGAAUGGAUCAACAACUAGUGAAGGUAGUCAAGGAUAGUAGCAAGAUUGCUGGUGAAGAGAUGACGGGGUUAAAGGCUGGCGAAGUUAAGGCACAACUCUUUAAUGGGUUAGGCGAGGUACCAAAGACAGCAAAUGCUCCAGUUGUAGUGGCUCCAGAGACUGCGGAUUAA
Messenger RNA from Sclerotinia borealis F-4128, 1044 nucleotides. The record is from the annotation of a GenBank genome assembly. NCBI's taxonomy places the organism in Eukaryota, Fungi, Ascomycota, Leotiomycetes, Helotiales, Sclerotiniaceae.